Messenger RNA from Loa loa (African eye worm), 1208 nucleotides. RefSeq names its product high mobility group protein. Gene Ontology annotation, molecular function: transcription cis-regulatory region binding. The transcript is spliced from 3 exons. The record is from RefSeq and is a predicted model, not a curated record. Bases 214 to 495 code for a protein of 93 amino acids. NCBI's taxonomy places the organism in Eukaryota, Metazoa, Nematoda, Chromadorea, Rhabditida, Onchocercidae.
GUGGGAGGUGAAAAGUUUUGAGUAUGAAAUAUAAUUGUGAGUCGGAGAAAUCUUUCGUCAUAUUCGUUGUUACGGAUCAAUGCCUCGCGAUGUUUGUUCUUUUUAGCGGUGUUUCGUGUAAUGUUUUAUUCGCACUGUUGGUAGAGUAGUAUCUGUUGCAGUUUUAACUGGUGUUUCGUUAUUGAUUACAACUAUAAUAAUCAGAAACAAAAUAUGGGCAAAGCAACUGUUGAUGGAAAGAAACCAAAAGCAGUCAAAAAGAUGAAAGAUCCGAAUGCCCCGAAACGCGCAAUGUCGGCUUUCUUUAUUUGGAUGAACGAGAAUCGCGAUCGGAUCAAGAAGCCUGGUAUGAGUGUGGGUGAUGUUGCUAAAGCUGCGGGUAUCGAAUGGGCGGCGAUGACAGAUAAAUCAGAUGUGCACGUCUUGCUUAUCGCUGUAACACUGAUCAAAUCUGGAACAAUGCCAACGUGUCGUUUGAAGCGAAUAUUAAUGUAAUUAGCAACUACUUGCAUUAAUAUGCAAGUCUACAAGGAAAUAAUUUCUGCCUUCUAUUGUUGUCAACGUUUCCACUCUUGCGAAGAUGUGCCGCGAAUUCUUGCUUUGAUGGAUUCUGGAUAUACAGUGGGAAAAACGAGCGGAAGAAGACAAGAAAAGGUACGAAAGGGAAAUAGCUGCAUACAAAAACAAGCAAUAGGCUCUAUCAAGCAUCAACAGGGACAACAACAGCAACAAACGAAACUUAUCAUCUAAGCAGUUCUGGUGUCUUUUAUUCCGCUUUCCCAUGCUGAUGUUAUGAUGUUCUGUGAAAAGUCAUGUAAUUAACCGUACCAAUAUUUUUCGUUCAAUUUUGGUCCAGUUUCUAUAUGGCACUUUCAUCCUUUUUUUUGUGAUCUCAGGCGAAUCGCGCAAAACUCGUGUGCAUAAUUUGAUUUGUUUUGUUGUGUCUCGCAGUGUGUGUGGAUGUGUGCGUAUGGACAUUUUUAUCCAGAUAUAUAUUUCUCCUCCGGUCCUUAUCCCGCUUUCCUUCUCUGUUAUAUAGAUUCUCUCUGUAUCCACUAGGAUUUGAUCACUUUAACUCUGUACGAUAUGCUUUAACUAAAUAAAAAAAUUGGAAAAACUGAUAGGCAGGACUGCAACAAGUACUGCAAUCGACAAAAUGUAGCGCAUUAUGUAGGGGUUGAUGCGUGUAGCGUGUGGAUGUGUGCGCA